This is a messenger RNA of Jaminaea rosea, 1180 nucleotides long. RefSeq lists its product as hypothetical. The coding region runs from base 323 to 796 and encodes 157 amino acids. The transcript is spliced from 2 exons. NCBI's taxonomy places the organism in Eukaryota, Fungi, Basidiomycota, Exobasidiomycetes, Microstromatales. Gene Ontology annotation, molecular function: carbon-sulfur lyase activity. The record is from RefSeq and is a predicted model, not a curated record.
CCAGGCCGCAUCUGGACAGUGUGCUUCAUUGGCUUGACGUCGAGAGCGAUGAUCCGUUCGUGGGUGCAGCACGGCUUCCAAGAAGGCUUUGAGCGAGUAUCGCUGCUGGAGAGACCGGCUACGUUGCUUUUGAAGGGGACAUUGCUCUUCUUUGGUGGGGUGAGGGUGUAAUGCAAGCCUGGCGGGAAAAGGCUCCGACUUGUCGCUCCCCGCCUCUACAAAGCUCGCUCGGCGUUUGGGCUCUCGGCCUCGUGCAUAAGGCGAUGGAUGUCGUGUGCCAUCUUAGUUUCUCAUCGCAAUCCAUCCUCAUCCCUUCAUCGUCAUGUCCUCGUCUUUCAAAGGUCGCUGCAACUGUGGCAAGUUUGCCUUCACCGCUCCCCAACACAAGGGCGUGGCCGCCUGCUUCUGCAAGUGCUGCGUUCGUGGGGGAGGCUCCCUGUGCUCUCUCAAUGCCGUCAUCCCCGCGGGCAAGGAUGGGUUGACCUUCACCGGUGACGCAAAGGAGGGCGAUCUGAACGUGUACCUGGACAAGGAGACGUCUAGCGGAAAGCCGAUGCAGAGGAAGUUCUGCGGGUCGUGCGGGAGUCCCCUUUUGAGCGUGCCGGAGGACAGCGAGAUUGCCUACUUCAAGUACUCUCUCCUUGAGGACUCGGACGCCUACCUUGCCUCCAAGGGUCCGGACAUGGUCAUCUUCACUAAAAGGGCGCCCGAGUGGGCCAAACCAGGAGAUGCGCAGGACGCUACGAAGAACGGGCUGCAGUGGCCCAAGAAGGAUGAGACGCAAUUUUCAGCGUAGAACGAGCGAGCGAUAAGUAGGGAAAAGUCGUAUUAAUGGAGGCUUGCAGUGGUCCUCAUCGUCGAAGUCGAAGGAGUGGUAAUGACAUAAUCGAGGCAAUUGUCAUGGCUGGCCGGACGUAAAGGUCCGCAGCUUCGUAGAGUAGCAGCAUCCCCCGCCUCGCGCAGUAUUCUCUCACGCUUUGAGCAGCUCAUCGCCCAACCUGUAGAGAGGCCAGCUCGUGCGAUCGCUGAAUUUCCCCUUGCCAAAGUACGCCCCAGCACCGUAUAUGCCGCGCAUUCCUCCCUCAAACUCAAGCUCCGUGACGGUAGUGAGGGAAUUAUUCUUCAACUCAGGCCUGGUGAACUUCUUGUACGUGGCCGUCUUCCACCCGUCCGUCGACCU